ACACUGGUGAUGAUCGUCUGCUGCUGCACCUGUAGGCGAGCCCGUGUGCGGCGGCGAUCCCUCGGAGGAGCUUUACUUGCUGACUUACCGCCAGUCGCCAGCGAACGCUCGAGGUGUCUGUUCAUCAGUGAUGGCACCGCGGACCAAAGUGCUGUUUAGUGCGGGGAGGUUUAUCAGUCAAUUGAGGACCCCCGGAAAUGGAAUUCGCACCUACUAUUCGUAUUCGCACGAGCCGUUCCAUCCCCUGAAAAGGGCGCCAGUGUGGACGUCGGCGGCGGAAGCUGUGUCAGUCAUCAAGUCCGGUGAUGUUGUAUUUGUUCAUGGUGCUGCUGCUACUCCCCUCAAACUUGUCAAAGCCAUGACUGAACAUGGUAAGAGCAGCCAACUUAAGGAUGUAACUGUUUGUCACAUACACACAGAGGGACCAGCCUUGUAUGCUCAGCCAGAUUGUGAAGGUAUAUUUCGGGCCAAUUCCUUCUUUAUCGGGUCUAACUGCAGAAAAACUGUGAAUGAUGGAAGAGGAGAUUUUGUGCCCAUCUUCCUCUCAGAAAUUCCUAUCCUUUUCCAUCGGGAAAUAAUCAAAAUUGAUGUAGCUCUGGUGCAGGUGUCACCACCAGAUAAACAUGGGUUCUGCUCUUUGGGAACAAGCGUUGAUUGUGCUCGUGCUGCAGUGCAAAAUGCAAAGUAUAUUAUUGGGCAGGUUAACCCAUGUAUGCCACGAACAUUCGGUGAUGGCGUUAUCCAUAAGAGUCAUUUUGAUGCUAUGGUUGAUGGCAUUGAGAACCUACCAGAACACAAGCCAAAGGAACGCUCAGAAGUAGACAAUCAAAUUGGGAAACUUAUUGCUGAUAACCUAGUUGUAAAUGGUGCUACUCUACAAAUGGGUAUCGGAAAUAUUCCUGAUGCAGUUUUGGCCUCGUUGAAGGGUCACAAAGAUCUGGGGAUACAUUCUGAAAUGUUCAGUGAUGGAGUGGUUGAUUUGACGGAGGCUGGUUGUAUUACCAAUGCCCACAAGACAUUUCAGCCAGGAAAGAUUGUUGGCAGUUUUAUUGUGGGAACGCGAAGACUUUUUGAUUUUGUGGAUAACAAUCCUUUUGUUACAAUGUGUGAUGUUUCUUUUGUCAACAACAUCCCUAUUAUAGCUGAGAACCCAAAAGUAACUGCCAUUAAUUCAUGCAUUGAAGUAGACUUGACAGGCCAGGUUGUGUCAGAUUCUAUUGGCACUCGGAUGUAUUCAGGUGUUGGUGGGCAAGUGGAUUUCUUAAGAGGAGCUGCAGUUUGUAGGGAUGGCUUAGGUAAGCCUAUCUUAGCCAUGCCAUCUGUAACAUCUCGUGGAGAAUCCAAAAUUGUUCCCUUCCUAAAGCAAGGUGGUGGUGUUGUCACAACAAGAGCUCAUGUGCAUUACUUGGUAACCGAAUGGGGUAUAGCUUAUUUGUUUGGUAAGAAUUUGAGGCAACGUGCAGCUGCACUUAUACAGAUUGCGCAUCCAGAUCACAGAGAGUCCCUCGAGAAAGCUGCUUUUGAAAGACUUAAAUGCAUGCCUUCUCUAGAUUAGAUUUUUAAAUGCCAAAAAAUUAAGUACGUUUAAGUUGAGUGUGGACCAUGCACUAAUCGUGUAUAAACUAUAGAUUUUAUCGAGCCAUAUUUUAAUGUCAAUAUUUCUUUCCUUUACGUACCAGUACUGUUCCUAGGGGUUUUCACAUUGUGAUCUCAUACUAGUCUAUGAAAUAAGAUAUUUUUUGCCAACUUGUUUCUAAAUAUAAUUACAUAGUGAUAAUCUGAAGAUUUUUAUGCAUAAUAAAUUAUACUGUCAGCAUUCUAUGCCAUAUUUAAUUUCUUGUAUACUUUAACAUGUGAUGGAAAUCAUAUUGGUACCCUCUACUCUGAUCUUAAAUGAAUCUCCUAUGAAUGGUCCUAGAGAUUAUAUUUUCCCCUUUAGCUGGCUUUUAUUUCUAUUGCAUGUUAUGUUUUCUUUAUAUUUCAGGGUUAUUCUUAAAUUUGGUUACUUUAUCUCUGUUAAUUUUGUUUACGAUGUGAAUACAUACUGUUACAGUUUACAGCAAAAUCUUCACAGGCACUGAAGAGUAUAAAAAACUUUACUCUUCUUUUAAACAUUGACAGACCUCUUUUACUUACUGGGAAUCAUCAUAAAUGUAUUUACUAAAACAGUUAGAAUUAUCCAAUUCUUAGGAAUCACUAAAACAGUCAAACAGAUACUGAGCAUAAUUCAAAGUGUAGAGUUUUUAUUAAUUAAUGUUUUGAAGGUUUUGUAACGUUACUGUAGUUAAAAUACUUCUUUUCAUUAUUGUUAUUCAAAUAUUCGUUUAUAUAAAUGUUGCAAACUGAUAGUGAACAUAAGUUCUUGUAGUAAUGGUAUAUAAACAGCAUUUACCUUACAUGUUUUGUGUCGCAGCAACUUUGUUGACUGCAUGUUGCAUAUCUUUCAGUGUAACAGUUUUUAAAGGAACAGUAUUAAUACAGUACAUGUAGUUAUACAUGUUUCCUCGUGUUUAACAUAUGCCAGAAUAUUUCUAGUUAUCCUGAUUUUUCUUACAAAAUAGUGUACAUAAUAAUUAACUGAACAACAAAGUUUACAUUUUAACAUGGAAAACAAAGUAUCUAAUUUAACUUAUAUAAAAAAAUAUGUAACUAGUUUCUCAUAAAUUUAAUAUUUAUUUGUAUGUUCUCCUUAAAGAUUUUUAGCAGUCAUGGCUUUGCAUGUCUGUCAGUUGUAAGAUCCCAAAGAUGCCUCCAGUAAUGAAUUUUCUGUUCACUUUGAAGUGAAAUUUUGCCUUGUGAUAUUAGAUUUAUUAAGUGUUCAUGGUCGGAGUAAGUAGCAUUUCUAUAUUACCUCAUCUUUUUGCUCAUCUGGUGUUAAAGAAAAUAUGGUUGAGAAGUUCCCAAUAUCAUUAUUGAUAAGGGAAAUACAGUAGUAUAUUGUAUAAUUCUUGUAAAAUUAAAAGUAAAAUUGUCUUAUGAAUGGACAUUUUGUGAAAUCAAGUUUAUCUCUUUAUGAAGGGAAGGGAAAUCCCACCGAUUAGGAUUCUUUUAUAAUGACUUUUGUCUACAGACCAGAAAACUGUUGCCCAACACCAAGAAAAUAUCUGCAAUUUGCAGAUUUCCAGAGCAAGGUUACAUUGUCCCCAACUUAUGGCGUGGGUUCUCUUCCAGCAGCUCCGAAAGUUGGUGCUUGGUAAUUAAUUAAUAAGUACCAUAAGCGCCUUUAACAGAGCCAUAACUAGAAACCUAUUCUUGAUAAAUGUAUUUGAAAAAGUGCCGUAAGAUCAGAAUACCGUAACUAGAUACCUAUUCUUGAUAAAUGUAUUUGAAAAAGCUCCACGAGAUUGGAAUACCGUAAGUCAGUGACACUGUAUUUACUAAGGUUAAGAGCAUGACCACAAUACACCAUUUUGACCGUACCCUCCAACAUGGUGAGUACAUAAGAAUUGCUUUCAGAGUGGGUUAGUCCCUCUGUGGGCCCCAAAUAUAGUUUACUCUGCCAUCUUGAGGUUCCUCCAGCAAAUGAGCAAGAAAAUUAUACAAAAACAAACCUGAUAAUACUAGUGUGGUCAUGCAAUCAAAAUUAGACUUAACACAAGAAUGUUCAGUCAACUAUGGUAGUAAGAAUGAUCUUUUGUAUCAGAGGUUUUGUAUUUCAGGAAGAAUAAGGAAAAGGAAGGCACUGAUAGUCAACUACAGUGGCUUUGUUACAUACAACUCUCAUCAUCCUUUACUAUUUUGGUCUAACAUAGAAUGGGCAAAGCCUCAACCCCUUCUAUUCCAUUUUUGAUGUAACAUAGAAUGGGCAAAGCCUCAACCCCUUCUAUUCCAUUUUUGAUGUAGAGUGGGCAAAACCAGGAAUUUACAGCCAAAAGACUAACUAGUGAUACCAGAUAGUCUAAGUAUUAGAAGGGAAUUAUUUUUAAAGCCUGGAAAAUAAGGCCUACACAGCUUCAUUCUUCCCUCUUGCACGAGUAGAGCAUCCCAACUCCCCUGUUGAAAGGCUCUAAUCAUAAAGACAGACAGAGCACAUAUAAAAAGACCUGAACCAGACUGGAAUUUAGAUAAUAUGCAGUACUGUAUCUGGAAUAAUAAGGUGAAGAGAACUCUUACAUACUUAAACCCAUGAAUGAAUUGCGUAAAAGGCGAAUGACUGAAAUGAUCCUUUGAAAAUAAGCAGCAUCUGUAGAUAGCAUGACCAGACCAAGGCAGAAAUUAUGAACACCAAACUGACAAAAUUAAGUAGAUCCUGUAUGAAUAAACAAAUUCCAAUGUCCACAGAGUUCAACUGAAGACAGAGAUCAAUGUGAGUCCCCUCUGGAAGCGCUAACAAAAAGAAAGAAUGGGUACCGUAUUUCAGGGGUAAUAAGAAAGGUGAUGAAAUUAUGGCAGGCAUAAAGGGGAGCUAUGAAAAUCAAACUGAUGCCAUCAAGAGGGCCCCCACAACAAAGUUAUCUCCAGAUGGUAGGAAUUAAUUAAAGCAAAGGGGUGGCAAGAGACUUUCCAAAGAUUGGGAAAGUCCUAAUGGAAAGAUAUUACUCUUAAUAGUUUAUGAUAAUGAGAUACUUAAAAUAAGAUAGGUGGUGACAAUUUCUCACUUAGAAAUUUUCUUAAGAUUUACUUUAGGAAAGGAGCUCAUGGGCCUGUCUAUUACAUGACCUUCAGGUGUAACUUAAACAGGCACUAAAGCACUUGGAAGGAAUUUUAGUGAGGGGAAACAAACACACAAAAAGCCCCCAGAAUUGUCAAAAAUAUACUAUACUCAUGAUGGGUGAAAAAAAAUAAGAUACUGGAGAUGCAAAUGCUUUGUGCAACAGAAAAAAGGGAUCAACCUGUGUUAACUUGGAUUGAAGCUUUAUGCUAGUGGAAUAUGAAAUUAAUCUACAGUCCAAAAUGUUCCAACUUGGAAAGAAGGAAUGGCAGCUGUGCUCUAAACUUUAUCUCUUUAAAACCAUUAAUAGUCUAGAUAUAUACGUAUAGUAUUUGCACCUUUCUCCUCCCCUAAAAAUAGGCUAUGUAUUUGAGAGCCAACUAAACUAACAUAGUAACUAUGUGAUACCUACCAAAUAAAACUAUUUCAACUAAUGUGACAGAGUCAAAUGUGCAUCUCUUUGAGCAAGUCAUUAAAAUAUAAGAUUGCUAUUAGUUGUUUGGGUAAAAGGUGGGCUCUACUAUAUGAACUUCAUGGUACAAAUUGAAUGCCUCUUAUGGUGUCGGUAGAUAUACCUAAAACAAAGUACAUUUAUUUUAUAAUAAUUUCACAUCAAAAUAAAUUUUUUCUCAUUCUACCUUAAGAUAUCCAACAGACAAGAAAUUAAUAGGUAACUAAAAAUGUUGAAUAAACACCUCAUAUGUGGCAUUACAACUACAGUAAUAAACCAAUUAUAUUUUAAAGAUGUUCCUAGUCAAAGUUCUACAGAUCUCUUGUUACACCACCAAUAUAUCAAUACAAUCACUCCCCUAUAAACAUUAAUAACAUCAGGCUACAAUGAUUUAUCUGGCAUUAUGUUACACAAGUGACAAGCAAUUAAAACUAAUAUAUCUGUAAUACAUAUGUGAUGUCUGCACUGCCUUCUACUUCUAUGCACCUGUAAUUGUUGUGUACUACUGUGAAGUCGCCAAAAAAUAAACUUGUCCAAGUAUUACAUUUACUAACUGUUAAGUAUUUAGCAAAAAAAGAAUUUGGUUGCAAGUUACAAAGGUCAUAUUUUAAUAACACUGAUUAUAGAGCAAAGAUUCACCUAUAAAAACAAGUUUUGAAAAUUUUUUGUAUACAUCUGUACAUACCUUUAUAUGUUUUAUAAAUAAAAAUUUGACAAUUAAUGGAAUGGUUUUUUAUAUUAAUCAAGGGUCUAUUUUAUAUACUGUAAAGCAUUGUCAAUUACAAGCAACUGUUUUUAAAGAGAAAUUGUUUCAAUGCCAGGCCAACAACUUAUUGUUACUUGAAUGUGUGCAUGAAUAAAAUGAAUGAAUACAA
This is a messenger RNA of Macrobrachium nipponense, 5977 nucleotides long. RefSeq names its product 4-hydroxybutyrate coenzyme A transferase-like. Gene Ontology annotation, cellular component: mitochondrion. Gene Ontology annotation, molecular function: acetate CoA-transferase activity. NCBI's taxonomy places the organism in Eukaryota, Metazoa, Arthropoda, Malacostraca, Decapoda, Palaemonidae. Bases 131 to 1555 code for a protein of 474 amino acids. The record is from RefSeq and is a predicted model, not a curated record. The transcript is spliced from 9 exons. Gene Ontology annotation, biological process: acetate metabolic process.